Molecule: messenger RNA, 3612 nt
Organism: Aspergillus ruber CBS 135680
Lineage: Eukaryota; Fungi; Ascomycota; Eurotiomycetes; Eurotiales; Aspergillaceae
Product: PT repeat family protein
Exons: 2
Coding region: 1-3612 (1203 amino acids)
Source: RefSeq, a predicted model, not a curated record
AUGGCCGCUAAAAAGGAAAACGUCACCAUUGCCCUCCAUCGCUCUUCCGAUUCCAUCCCGCUUUUCCUCUCUGGUACCUUUACCAACCCGCAAUGGCAGCCCGUCAAGUUGACCGUCAAGCGCCCCCCACAAAGCGAGGACUGGAUUUACUCGCGCAAGAUGAAGCUGUCUCCAGGCCAGUAUCAGUAUCGGUUCUGUGAGGGGGAGGGGGACGAUGCUGUUUGGUUUCAUGAUGAGAGUGCGAAGCAGGUAUCCGGUGAUAAUGGCAUUGUAAACGUGCUGAAUGUCGGGGACAUGGCUGCUGGAGAAGAGUCUGUGACAAGCAGUGAAAAAUCUAUUUCCGAACCCGAGACCCAAACAAACGGCUCCAACGGUACUAACGGUACCAACGGCACAGAAACAGAACCAGUAGAAGAGACGAAACCAGUGGAGAAUGGACAUUCUGAGGAAACUUCUGACGUUCCGGAGGUUCCGGCUGAAGAGGUGCCAACGACAAACGGUACAAACGGUGUUCAGGCGGAAGACGCCGCUUCGGAAGAGCCUGCCACGGAAACUGUCAAGCCUACUACCAAUGGAACGGAAGCACCGGCUGCUGAGGAACCCGUCGAGGAACCCGCUGCUGAACCGGUCCAGGAGCCUACUACCAACGGGACGACGGAAGCUUCCGCUGCUGAGGAACACGUUGCUGAGCCUGCUACCAAUGGCACGGCCAAAGCCCCGGCUGCUGAAGAGUUGGCUGAGAAGGCUGUUGCUGAGGAAGAGAAGCCUGCUACAGAGGAUCCCACUGCAGAGCUGGUGACUGAGGAACCGGCAAAGGAGCGCGUUGAGUCGGCUGCUCCUGUCGAAGCUCCUACCACCGAAGAGACCCCCGCAGUUGAGGAACCUGCGGAACCCGUUACAGAGACCCUUGCCGCGGAACCAGCAGAGACACCGGCUGUCGCUGAGGCUAUGGAGGCUGAUGCUGAGCCUGAGACUACUCAAGAGCCUGAGACUACUCAAGAGCCCGCGAAGGAGGCUGACGAGGUCAAGGUGGAAACCGUCAACGAACCCGCAGAGCCCGCUGCAGAAACCCCUGCUGUCGCAGUAGCGAUAGAGGCUGCCACUGAGCCUGAGACUGCUCAGGAGUCGGCUGUCACUGAUGCCGAGGAGCCCGUGAAGGAGACUGACGAGGUCAAGGUGGAAAACGUCGAAGAAUCAUCCACAGAGACCAAGGAAGAGCCUUCGGAAGUGCCUGCUACUGAGGAUUCCGUGAAGGAAACUCCUGUCAUAGAGACCCCAAGCGAAGAACCCACCGUCGAGGUUAAGGAGUCCGCUGCCGAAAAACCCGCUACUGACGUAGAGGCCCCUGCUGAGACUGCACCUGUCGUUGAAGAGGCCAAGGAGGAAAUUCAGGAGGAAACCACUCCUGCUCCUGAGGAAAAGCCUGUUGUGGAGGAGCCUGUUGAGGCCCAGUCCACUAAGGAAGAAUCGACUGAAACCAUUGUAGAGACACCGGCCGCUGAAGAGCUUGCCCAGGCCACCAUUGAGGAGCGGCCUGCCACCGAAGAACCUGCUGAACCAGUUAAGGAGGAGCCUAUUUCUGAAAACCCUGCAGCCGAAGUUCCUGUUGAGGAGAAGCACGACGAGCCUAUUGCUGAGGCAGUGGAGGAAACUGUUGCUGAAGCUCCUGUCGAGGAGAAGCAGGAGACUGCUGAGCCUGUCGCUGAGUCUGUUGCUGAGCCUGUCGCUGAGCCCGUCGCUGAGCCCGUCGCUGAGCCCGCCGCUGAGUCUGUCGCCGAGCCUGUCGCCGAGCCUGUCGCUGAGCCUGUCGCUGAGCCCGCCGCUGAGCCCGCCGCUGAGCCUGUCGCCGAGCCUGUCGCUGAGCCUGUCGCCGAGCCUGUCGCUGAGCCUGUCGCUGAGCCUGUCGCUGAGCCCGUCGCUGAGCCCGUCGCUGAGCCCGUCGCUGAGUCUGUUGCUGAGCCUGUUGCUGAGGUUACUACUGAGGCCCCCGCUGAGGAGCAGGAGACUGCUGAUGAGCCCGCCACCGAAGCCCUUGUGAAAGAAAAACAGGAGCCGGCCAUUGAGCCUGCUGUUGAGGCAGUGAAGGAAGAGCCUGUCGCUGAAGCUGCAGAGACCCCUGCUCCCGAGGUGACUGUCGAGGAGACCCUCAAAUCGACUGCGGAGGAGCCCGCAACGGAAGCCCAAGCCGUCGAAACUGUUGCUGCGGAAGAGACCCCUGCCGUUGACGCCGUGAAGGAAGAGCCUGAGGCCGCCCUGCAAGCUGUUGAGAAGACAGUGGAGGAGUCUACCAAGGAGCCCGAGACCGUCCAAGAUGCUGAGGAGAUUUCGACUGAAGAGCCCACCACUGAGGAGUCCGCACCUGUUGAAGGAUCUGUUAAGGAGCCUGCCGUCGAGGAGCCUGUUGCAAAGGAACCUGCUGCUGAGGAACCAGUCGUUGAAAUGCCCGCUGCCAAGACGACCACUGAAGCUCCUGUCGCCGAGGAACCCGCUGCGGAGACUACUACCGAGGAAGCUCUUAAGGAGGAAGCCCCUACCCCCGCCGCUGAGACCGUCGAAGAGGCCGUCCCUGAGCCUGUUGCUGAGAAGCAGGAGCCAGAAGAGCCUGUCGAGGUCCCUGUCGAGGUCCCUGUCGAGGUCCCCGUGGAGCCGUCUACCGAACAGGAGAAGCCGGUCGCUGAGGAGAAACCCGCCGGGGAACCAGAGCACAAGGAUGAGUCUGGGGAACGUGCGCUUGCAGAGCCGGCAACUGAGGACCCGGUUGCAGAGGAGAAGAUCGUCGAAGAGCCCGCCAAGGAGGAACUUGUUGCUGAGCCGGUUGUGGAGCAGGUCAUCGAAGAGCCCGUCAAGGAAGAGCCUGUUGCUGAGCCUGCGACUGAGACUGCGGAACCUGAUGUUGACGCACCAGCCCCCGAAGAACCAGUUGCGCAGUCCGCACCAGCUGAGGCCCCUGCUGUCGAGGCUGUGAAUACCGAAGAGACCGUUUCAGAACCAGAGCCAGUGGUUGAGGCGACACCAGAGACCGCCUCGAAGGACACUCUGCAGGAGCCCAAUGGUCAUCCUGUCGAGCAGCGCGAAACCGUCCCUGAAGCCCAGGAGGCCGGUUCCUCGGAACCUGCUCAGGAGAGUACUCCGGCUGAAGAGGACGCUAACAAGGACAGCAGCAUCCUGACCCCCGAGACUCUUGGUAUUGGUGCUGCCGCUGCAGCCACCGCCGGUGCUGCUAUUGCUGCUGGUGUGGCCGUGGCGCACAAGGAGUCCGAAGCCGUUGCUCCUGAGAUCAAUGACAGCGAGCCCAAGCCCGCAGAAACUAAGCAGGAUGCUCUCGCAGCACAAGAGCCCGAGCCAAGUGCUCGUGCCGCAGAACCGGAACCGUCGUCGAAGCCCGAAGUCGAGGCACCCGCCGAGUCGACAACCGAGUCGACAACCACCGAAGCAGCCAACAAGGCUGGUGAUGUUUCUACUGGGAAUACAAAUCGGUCAGUGACUACUGCUAGAGCAGUUUCCUUGAACCAUGGCGACAGCUGGUUGAAAUCCAUUGUCCGAUCCGUGUUUUCCAACCUGUUUGGUGCUCUAUUCUCGCCUUUCCGCGGCAGCGGAAAGGCCGAGCAGUAG